CAGCCUCUCCACGGGUCAAGACGUCUGCAGACACCUCCCCGUUGCUUCCACAGACGCCAGCCCCCUUAUAGUAAGAGGCGGCCGGGCGAAUGUGAGGAUCUGCACGUACUCGCUGAGAUCCACUAACUGAGAUCCACCUCUUACCACCAGAUGGCCAGCAGUGCAUCACCGGAACACCACUGAUAGGAAGAGCCCGGUCCGUGCUCGUCUCUCUCACCGAUCCCAGUGCAAGGAGUCCGGCUGCAGGAGCUGAGGGGAACCCGACGACCGAGCCGCUCGCAUUCUUGCUAACUCCCCCUGGAUGCUCUCGUCAAGGAUGGAGCUGUUAAGUUGGUGCUUACUGUUGCUGAGCUGCCUGCCGUUGUUCUCAGCCCACAAUGACUUCUUCACCUCCAUAGGCCAGAUGACAGAUCUGUUAUACACAGAGAAAGACCUCGUCACCUCUCUAAAGGACUACAUCAAAGCAGAGGAGAACAAGCUUGAACAGGUGAAACGGUGGGCUGAUAAGCUGGAUUCGUUGACAGCCACAGCCAUACUGGACCCCGAGGGCUUCCUGGGGCAUCCUGUGAACGCCUUCAAAUUGAUGAAGAGACUCAACACAGAGUGGGGUGACCUGGAGAGCCUUGUCCUCAGUGACACCACUGAUGGAUUCAUUUCCAACCUCACCAUCCAGAGACAGUACUUCCCGACAGAUGAGGACCAAACUGGGGCUGCUAAAGCUCUCCUCCGAUUACAAGACACAUACAGAUUGGACGCUAACACAAUCUCUGUAGGAGACCUUCCUGGAGUGAAACACAAGAGCCAUAUGACAGUAGAGGACUGUUACGAGUUGGGGAAAAUCGCCUACUCCGAUGUUGAUUACUACCACACAGAGCUUUGGAUGGCCCAGGCCCUGAAGCAGCUCGAUGAGGGAGAAGAGUCCACUUUAGACAAGGUGACGGUGCUUGACUACCUCAGCUAUGCAAUCUACCAGCAGGGGGAUAUAGAUCGCGCCCUUGUGUUCACCAUGAGGCUGCUUGAACUGGACCCAGAGCACCAGCGAGCCAAGGGCAACCGGAAGUACUUUGAGUUCCAGUUGGAGAAGCAAAAAAAGGCUGAGGAGAGUGAACGUCUAGUGCAGAAGGAGCAAGGCAUAAAAGGAACAAGUGAAAAGAAGAAGAAGCCCAGAAAGAACAUCACCAAUCAGCAGGUUCCUGAGAGGAAGAAGUAUGAGAUGCUUUGUCGUGGGGAGGGCAUCAGAAUGACCCCCCGGAGGCAGAGCCGACUGUUCUGUCGUUACUUUGACAACAAACACAACCCCAGUUAUGUGCUGUCACCUGUCAAACAGCAAGAUGAGUGGGACCGCCCCUACAUUGUCCGCUACCUUGAUAUCAUUUCAGACAAAGAAAUGGAAAGGGUCAAGCAACUGGCAAAGCCAAGAUUAAGGCGAGCCACGGUGCAUGACCCCAAAACUGGGAAACUCACUACAGCCCAGUACAGAGUCUCCAAGAGUGCAUGGCUCACUGGCUAUGAAGACCCCUUGAUUGAAAAGAUCAACCAGAGAAUUGAAGAUCUCACAGGGCUGGAAAUGGACACUGCAGAAGAGUUGCAGGUUGCGAAUUAUGGUGUUGGAGGUCAAUACGAACCUCACUUUGACUUUGGAAGGAAAGAUGAGCCAGAUGCUUUCAAAGAGCUCGGCACUGGGAACCGCAUCGCAACAUGGCUUUUCUACAUGAGUGACGUCUCAGCAGGUGGAGCCACAGUUUUUCCAGAUGUUGGUGCAGCAGUUUGGCCCCGAAAGGGUACUGCAGUGUUCUGGUACAAUUUGUUUGCUAGCGGGGAGGGUGACUACAGCACCCGACAUGCAGCGUGCCCAGUGUUGGUGGGCAACAAGUGGGUAUCAAACAAAUGGAUCCACGAGCGAGGCCAGGAGUGGCGGCGACCUUGUGGCCUAAAUGAAACCGAAUGAUGAAAAAACAAAUCUCCUCGUCACAGCUCUGCCCCCCGUCUCCCCUUCCUUGUGCCCACAGGACACUGUUGCAGAUCACAGAUGACACAUGUGAAUAAAUGGGGCUCACUCCCUCUCUUCAAAACACUCCUGUUUUUCCCAGCUGUUACGCUCCGAGCCCCCACAGUUUGUUUGGGUUAACGUGGAGCCCCUGGACAGUGUUAGCAUAGCUCUGACAGACAUGUUCUUAAGGUUGUCGGGUGGUUUUGAGAAACACGCGCGUUCUUUUUCACUCCCAGGUUCUUUCUUUGCACUCUGUAUGAACCAUAGCUCUGUGGUGAGGUGGCAUCUGUCAGGACCAGCCUCCGCCCUGCCAUUUUGAACCUUAAAGGGACAGUUUUCAUUUCUUACAUACAGGCUAGUCUGAUGCAGUAUACUCAUUUCAUUAACAGAGCACAUGGAGCUGUGGUUUUUGAGAGAAUGAAAUGAGUUUUAAAAACAAAUAAAAUUGCACGUACCUCCAUCAAGGCCCAACAAUCCUACAUUUAAAUAUAAUUUUAUUUGUAUAGCCCAUAUUCACAAAUCUCAAUUUGUCUCAGAGGUCUUAAACCUCAACAAGAGUAAGGAAAAACUACAGCUACAUGAUAUCAGUACCCAAAAUAUGUCACUUCUUUUUUUGUGUCCAUCAAGAUCCAUGAAUUAUUCUCUGGGAAAUUUGUGAAAAUAUCAGAAAGACCUGAUGUGAAAGAACUAGAAAAGCACUGGUUCUGUUCCUUUGUUCCGGAUCCGUGCUAAAAUUAAAUGGAUUCUUUCUUGGCCCAUGUUCCACCAAGUUUCAUGGUAAUCAUUUCAGUAUUUUUUGUACAAUCCUGCUGAGAUACAAACAUAUCAAUGGACCAUGACCUCCUUGGCAAACAAUGAGAAAUGGUGGCUGUAAAUUAUUUCUCUGUAAAAUGACAUACUCCUCCUUCAUAGCAGACAAAUAAUUUCCACAAACUAGUUAAUUCCCAGGGUUGUUCCAUGCAUAUAAUUUAACAAAGAACUGACAUGUAGCAGGUUCACUGAUUAAAAUUUUAGCAAACUCUCCUUUUAAUAACUUAGCAAUAAAAGGUAAAGAAAGUGCUCUGUGAAAGGAAUGAAAGGACUCGGCACAUAAACUGGUCGGGGAAGGAAAACCUAUGCCAUGCAUCAUCUCAUAUUACAGUCAUUGUUGGUCUGCCUCAAAACGUCAGUGUUUUUAACUCGUCUGAAUGUCCACACUUAUUGUUAGAUUGGUUGUACUUGAACAUACCGUGUGUAUGCAUGCGCACAGCUCACA
Messenger RNA from Paralichthys olivaceus (Japanese flounder), 3245 nucleotides. RefSeq names its product prolyl 4-hydroxylase, alpha polypeptide I b (gene p4ha1b). Gene Ontology annotation, molecular function: procollagen-proline 4-dioxygenase activity; iron ion binding; protein binding. Gene Ontology annotation, biological process: peptidyl-proline hydroxylation to 4-hydroxy-L-proline. Lineage: Eukaryota; Metazoa; Chordata; Actinopteri; Pleuronectiformes; Paralichthyidae. The record is from RefSeq and is a predicted model, not a curated record. Gene Ontology annotation, cellular component: endoplasmic reticulum.